Molecule: messenger RNA, 2832 nt
Organism: Bacidia gigantensis
Lineage: Eukaryota; Fungi; Ascomycota; Lecanoromycetes; Lecanorales; Ramalinaceae
Exons: 3
Coding region: 1-2832 (943 amino acids)
Biological process (GO): regulation of Rab protein signal transduction
Cellular component (GO): cytoplasmic vesicle
Source: RefSeq, a predicted model, not a curated record
AUGGCUCCUUCAUUACGGGACUACAACUCCUGGCACAACAGACCCUCCACCCGCGACAAAGAGCGACCAUCGUCAACUCGCGAACAUGGCGAUCACUCACUCAUGAUACCCAGCCGAACUUCCUCCCUCCAUUCAAGGAUUACGCAGCCCAUCCCUUCAACCUUCAGCAUCAAGCCAAAUCAGAGGACGCCGAAGACCCUCACACAUGCCUACAUGGUAUGCGGUGUACACAGGGAACCAUCGCAAUGGGUGAAGGCACCUGCGCCUGCUCAAGGAAAGAUUGGACACAUGAAGGGAGCUGUCGGCCAAUUCUGGCUGCCGGAAAUCUUAGGCAGCAGUCCACGAAUGGAGCAAGAUAACGACAUUGCGCGAUCGCUAUAUGCAGCCAUGAGGGCAUGCUUCCCUCACGAUAUCGAGAUCGUUGUGGGACGAAAUGCGCCUCACUGCGUUCACCACUCAUUCGUCCUUCAGCAAGACUCCUCUCACACGUUGUACGGUAUCGCAUUGAAGGUGUGGUCAAAAGCAGAUGAACGGCGUGCCGAGACUAUCCGCGACCUACGAAGGCGGACAGAAUCAGAUUACUACGAGGGCACUGAUGAAGCCUAUUGGAUACCUUAUUGCUUGAGCUUCCUUUCACGAUACCCACUUUACGACCUACUUGGAGAUUACCUACGAGGCAUGUGGAUUCAUUGGAACAAAGCUACCAAUCUGUUUCAUGCGGAGGAGGUGUCUCGCAUCCUAAGCUUCCCAGCGCCCAGACUAAAUGAUCUGGUGAGAAUCGACAUGAAGGACUAUGCUUUGUGUUAUCAAUUUCCUUCUUCGCCUACUGGCUUUCAGAACUUCUCAAUGUGGCCACUGUUCACCUGCUUGUCAAUACCCAACAUCGUUGGCGUCAUUGAAGCCGCUGUCUCCGCAACGAGGAGGAUUAUCUUCGUCAGUCAUUAUCCCGCGAUGCUAACCAUCGCGACCGAAAGUGUAAGGCAAUGCAUCCGGGUUUACGAGUGGAGCGGUCUUUAUGUGCCCGUGGUGCACGCUCGUCAUGUGAAGGAGCUCGUACAAGAGCCUGGCCCUUAUAUGCUCGGAAUCACUGCGGAGUGUCGCACACUCUUUACAGCGCCUUCGGACGCUCUUGUGAUCGACCUUGACCGCAACUACGUCAUGACUUCUGCUCCUCCGACUGUCCUGACUUCUGGUCAACGUGCUAAGAUGAUUUCCCGUCUCACAAAUGCUUUGAGCGGAGACGUUGCCCCAGCCGGGGUACCUCAUCACUUACGAUCUGCUUACGCGGGCGGCAAACUCAUACCCGCUGGGCAGAUUAUUGUUAUGCGUGGAGAAGUCGAAACUGUUGAGAACCCUCCGUGGUGGAAUCAAGACUCAAUCAUGACCGUGAUGGAUCAUGUGUGUGAAAAAUUGGGUCGCAACACGGGCGUUAAAGCGAUAUUCGGUAGCUCUGUGAAGAAGCCUUUGAUGACUAAGGUCUCGAUGCGACACCUCAACGAAAUCGUCCGCGAGCGCAACCAAUACUCAAGAGAUGCGGUCGAGGCCUGGCAAGACUUCAUCAACCUGAAGAGUAGAAUGGACGGCGAACUCUCCAAAGUCACGAAACGUAAUAACUUCCUCAACGACGAGUUGGAAAGCUGGAAGCAGCAAUUCCUCAAAUUUCAAGCUUUCGCCGAGCAGCUUACCAAGGAGACUCAAGAUCUUAAAGUCAAGAUUGAAAAUCACAAGCGAGAGCAUCGUCGUCUUUCGACGCUCAUCGAACAACAAAAGGAUGACUCUACCAAACUCAGCACCAAAUUGUCAGGCACUGAGAAACAACGAGACGAUGCUUUGGAAGCUCUCGUGCUUCAGCAAGACAUCGCUGAAGAGCUAGAGAGGGAGCGCAAGCGAAACAAGAAGGAGCUUGGCACGCUGCAGCACACUAACACAAUGCUCAUGCGUCAACGCGACGAAUCACAACGGGUGGUAUUCCAUCUUCGCAGUCUGAUUGAUGGUCAAUCCCAUCACAUGGAGCACAUCAUUCGUGGCUUGAACAAACCGUCAGACUCCAAUGAGAUCGCCACCGAAGACUUUGCAGAUGCUCCUGAGGAGCAGGAAGAAACUGGCGCUUCCGCCACUUCUGCAGGUGCAAAAAGAAGUGAAUCUCGCCAGUCACUUAGCCGCGCCAGCAUGCGAAGCGACAAGAACACCUCGGAGAUGGAGUCUCGCUUCUUCUCCAGCAUCGUCGGCGCUAAGGCUGGGUCUCGUCUCAGCAUUGCUGAUAUCGCUGACAGGCAUUUGCGUGACAAGACUGAUGCAAUUGCGAAUAUUAUUCGCAAUAUAAGUGAGCAGUGCGCUCAGGCCGUUGAGGGCAUUCAACUCGCACAUGACGCCGACGCCGACGAUCAUGAGCAAAUUGACCCUGCGCUUCUUGACAAGUCGGGUCAUAGACAUAAAGACUCUGAGAGCAACGCUUCAGAUCAUACAGAUGCCUCACAGCUGGCAGCACGGCAUGAUAAUACUGACGCCGACUCCGGUGUCGGCGGCUCUACUGGUCACCUAACGCCGAACGGGGAGCGAGACAGGCGCCAAUCCGGCUCCUCUACUUUCCCACCAACCCCUGACCUCAUUGGCGGGCGGUCUAAUACCAGCAUGAGCGGCUAUAGUGUCAGCACGGCGAAUACACGAGACAGGGACAGCCACCAGUGGCAGGCUCAACACACAAAAGACAGCGUAAAGGUUGUCGGUGAUGACGAGCCGCAUGAUAGCGGUAUUGAAAAUGGUGUUAGCGAGGUCGUCGACCACAAGGCGAACAGCAUCGCGAGACCCGUGAACACUAGGGUCAUUGGUUAA